Molecule: messenger RNA, 3418 nt
Organism: Terrapene triunguis (Three-toed box turtle)
Lineage: Eukaryota; Metazoa; Chordata; Testudines; Emydidae
Gene: SCUBE2
Product: signal peptide, CUB domain and EGF like domain containing 2
Exons: 18
Coding region: 1-2382 (793 amino acids)
Biological process (GO): signal transduction
Cellular component (GO): cell surface
Molecular function (GO): calcium ion binding
Source: RefSeq, a predicted model, not a curated record
AUGGGGUCCGGCCACCGCUGCUCCGCCGGGGCGGCGCUGCUGCCGCUGCUGCUGCUCCUCCUCCAGGGACAGGUCCACGCCGCCGGGCUGCUCCUGCCCGAUGUGGAUGAGUGUGCCCAAGGGACUGAUGACUGUCAUCCAGAUGCUAUUUGUCAAAACAUUCCAAAGCUGUACAAGUGCACAUGCAAACUGGGUUACAGUGGUGAAGGGAAAAUGUGUGAAGACAUUGAUGAAUGUGAUAACGACUUCAAUGGAGGCUGCGUACAUGAAUGUUUCAACAUUCCAGGCAAUUAUCGCUGUACUUGUUAUGAUGGCUUCAUGUUGGCUCACGAUGGCCAUAAUUGUCUCGAUACGGAUGAAUGUAUGUUCAACAACGGUGGUUGCCAGCACCUGUGUGUCAAUACCAUGGGGAGCUAUGAGUGUCGUUGUAAGGCAGGGUUCUUCCUGAGUGACAACCAGCACACGUGCAUUCACCAUUCCGAAGAUGGCAUGAGCUGCAUGAAUAAAGACCAUGGCUGUGCCCAUAUCUGCAGAGAAGCACCGAAAGGAGGAGUGGCAUGUGAAUGCAGACCUGGAUUUGAACUGGCCAGGAACCAGAGGGACUGCAUUUUGACGUGCAAUCAUGGGAAUGGUGGGUGUCAGCAUACAUGUGAGGAUGCUGAUGAUGGGCCCAUUUGUGGAUGUCACCCAAAGUACACAGUGCACUCGGAUGGGAAAACCUGCCUUGAGAGAGAGGAGGCUGUAGCUGAGAUCUCUGAGAGCAAUGCCACAGCAGGAGCGGAUGUGGACAAGCGAGUAAAGCGGCGGCUGAUCAUGGAAACAUGCGCUGUAAAUAAUGGUGGCUGCGACCGCACUUGCAAAGACACCUCGACUGGAGUUCAUUGCAGCUGUCCCGUCGGAUUUACACUCCAGUUUGAUGGGAAGACAUGUAAAGAUAUUGAUGAAUGCCAGGCCAGCAAUGGAGGCUGUGAUCAUUUUUGUAAAAACACUGUCGGCAGUUUUGAUUGCAGCUGCAAAAAAGGAUUUAAAUUAUUGACAGAUGAGAAGUCUUGUCAAGACAUUGAUGAAUGUUCUUUUGAAAGGACAUGUGACCAUACGUGCAUCAAUCAUCCAGGCUCUUUUGAGUGUAGUUGUAACAAAGGAUACAUUCUCUAUGGCUUCACACAUUGUGGAGAUAUUAACGAAUGUAGCAUCAACAAUGGAGGCUGCCAGCAGACCUGUGUGAACACACUGGGGGAUUAUGAAUGUCAGUGUCAUUCCAGCCACAAAUUACACUGGAAUAAAAAGGACUGUGUCGCUAGCUGCAGUGUUGGAACAUACUAUGAUGGGGAACAAGAACUCUGUGUUUUAUGCCCUAAUGGAACAUACCAAGAUGAGGAAGGACAAAUAACUUGUCAACCUUGCCCAAGUCCUCAGAACCCAGGAAACCAAAAAUUAACUGGAGCUCGUGGUAUAUCUGAAUGUGGAGAUCAGUGCUCACUGGGUGAAUAUUCCUCUGAUGGCUUCAAGCCCUGUCUGCCAUGUCCCUUUGGAACAUACCAACCUGAAGCUGGCCGGACAUCCUGCUUUCCAUGUGGAGGAGGUCUGACAACAAAAUACAUCAGUGCAUCAAUGUUUCAGGACUGCGAGACGAAAGUUCAAUGUUCACCUGGUCAUUUUUAUAACACUACAACUCACCGGUGUAUUCGCUGCACAGUUGGGACCUACCAACCUGAGUUUGGUCAAAAUUAUUGUAUUUCAUGCCCUGGAAACACCACUACUGAUUUUGAUGGAUCAACAAACAUAACCCAGUGUAAAAAUAGACACUGUGGAGGUGAACUUGGAGAUUUUACUGGAUACGUUGAAUCCCCAAACUAUCCUGGGAAUUACCCUGCGAACAUUGAAUGUACGUGGACUAUAAAUCCACCUCCUAAGCGCCGCAUUCUGAUUGUGGUUCCAGAAAUAUUUCUGCCAAUAGAAGAUGAAUGUGGAGACUACCUGGUGAUGCGAAAAAGUUCUUCCUCCAAUUCUGUGACCACAUAUGAAACCUGCCAAACCUACGAACGCCCUAUAGCUUUCACAUCUAGGUCUAAAAAACUGUGGAUCCAGUUCAAGUCGAAUGAAGGGAAUAGUGCCAAAGGAUUCCAGGUGCCUUAUGUAACAUACGAUGAGGAUUACCAGGAGCUAAUAGAAGACAUAGUUCGGGAUGGUAGACUCUAUGCAUCUGAAAAUCAUCAAGAGAUACUUAAGGAUAAGAAGCUGAUAAAGGCGUUGUUUGAUGUCUUGGCACAUCCGCAGAACUACUUCAAGUACACAGCACAAGAGUCUAGAGAGAUGUUCCCACGAUCCUUUAUUCGACUGCUGCGCUCUAAAGUUUCCAGAUUUUUGAGACCUUACAAAUAACCGGUCCUACAUUUUGAACACUAAACAGCCCCUAACGUUGCGGCAGAGCAUUGUGAUGGGUGGAGCUGUGUCUGAGUGUUUUGCACACUGGCAGAGAGACUGUAGGGAAGCUCUCCAAUUAGCUCUUUUGCAGAGUUUGGCUUUCACAGCUAAUAUAAAUGUUUUUGGCAAACAGAAUUUUGAUUCCUUUCCAGAUGAUCCCUUUCGGGUCACAAGAUGCUCUCCGGAUUAAGUGUCUGUUGGAUUAGAGACUGGGAAUGUUUUCUGUAAUCAAAUGAUGCCAGGCAUGAUAUCUUCAGAGCUCUGCCCUCUUGCUGCAUCAGUAACACAAAAGCUAAUAAAUGUGGACGUGCUAAGUACUGCCGUGUGGCUCUGGGCUGUAAUUAAGGCUUGUCACCUCCAGAAAGCUGCACUCACAUUCAGUCUGUCUGAAAGUGAAAACAAGUUUGAUGUCCCUCUCAAACCUUCAUGGACAGGAAAUUCAGAGCAGAGGUUGAAAUGGUCUUAACCCAAACCAGUGAAUCCAAGUUUUGCACAACAUGUGAUUUUCUCUCUCUGUCUCAUACUAGGUACAGUACCUAUGCAUGGCAAAGUAAACUAAGGAUGAAAUUUCAGCCUGAACUCUAUGGACCAGAUUUACCACUGCAUUGCUCCAGUUUCUGCUGAUGUGUCUCUUUUGAUUUCAGUGAUAAUAUUAGAGUAAACUGGGAGUACCGCAAUGAUGAAUCAGACCUUGAUCAAACUGAUCCACCAGCCAAUAUGGGUGCAACAGCUCCUGGAGUCCUGAGUUUGAAGAAGUGGCAGAGUGGCUAUGUAACUUCUCUCUGCCAGAUCCCAGUAUAUUUCCCGUUCCACACAGCCCCUAUUCUUAGGUUUUGCUUUGGCCCUUUGAAAAUGGAGAGUUAUGAAUGUUUAUAUAUGGGCAACUGCAGAUUAACUCCCAAAUCCCAUUUUAAAUAUUCACUUCUACAUUAACCUCUCACACAUCACUGUUACAUCUUUCUGUGUCCCCCAUUACCAUAGUAAUGGGCACCUC